Molecule: messenger RNA, 1089 nt
Organism: Protopolystoma xenopodis
Lineage: Eukaryota; Metazoa; Platyhelminthes; Monogenea; Polystomatidea; Polystomatidae
Source: the annotation of a GenBank genome assembly
ACUGCCAAUUCCUUGGGGCAGCCGAAUGGAUCAACGCCUUCUGCAGUGAACCCAGGUCUUUGUUCUAACGUUGUGCUACCCACCUCAACUAGUCUCCCUAAAUCUAAACAGAUUAUCGGUACUGGGCCUGACAUCAGUGCGACUUGUGACCCUGCAUCUGACGCUUCCGCCUUUGGCAAUAUUAAGAAUGGCACGAACGUAUCCGGAACAGUUCGGAAUCCCGUCAGUGGCUCUGGAAGUGUGUCAGCCGCACGUUCGUAUUACACAGCAACAUUCCGAAUCUCCUUUAUGCAUCACGGCGAUAUCUGCUACAUGGCCUAUCACUAUCCAUAUACCUACACCAGUCUGAUGGUUGAUAUUGCCCGUUGGCAAGCUCGGCUGGCAGCAACCCCAUAUUCCGAAAAUGAAUCUGAAAAGCAUCACAUUACAGAUCAGCUUGCGCACCAUCAGCCAAAGCAGCAGAAUGAGUCCAAAUGUUGCUUUGAAGAUAGCUUUUUCUCUGUGCAGACCCUUGCUACAAGCCUGCUCGGCAACCUGGUGCCUGUGAUGACGAUAACAGCCGACCAACCGCCUAACGCGAUUGAAGUUAGCGACAGUAAAGAUACAUUGUCGAAUGAGGCAAUGGACGAAGAACGAUUGUUUCCUGUCUGCAGUCAGGUGUCACAAAAUGUUGAUAACGUUUCAAAUUGGACGACAACGAAUGCGGCUCCCGUAGACAAGCAGUUAAAUGAGCCUAUUCUUGGAUUCUCUCGAGGCAAAAUAGAUAAACAAAACGAUUUAUCCUCUUACAACGAGGAAAGUAUGCGUAAAGGGGAAAGUGAAAAUAAAGAAGACAAAAUAGGGUCAGAUGGGAGCAGUCUGAAGUAUCUCUGCGAUGACCUGAAUGUAGCUGAUGACGAACUAAUCCAGGUUGAUAAAGAAUGGAAUUCGCUGAUGCCUUCUCUUAGAAACAUCGAGUAUAUUAGCUACUUAAAGUCCGGUUUAAUGGAUAAAUCAUGUAAAGACCUGCCUUGUCUUCUUAUAAAAAGAGCUAUUCUACGAAGUUUAAUUCAAGCAGGAGACCUCUGUCAGGUACUAUCGGACGAGUGA